Messenger RNA from Aspergillus ochraceoroseus IBT 24754, 550 nucleotides. RefSeq lists its product as uncharacterized. The record is from RefSeq and is a predicted model, not a curated record. The transcript has a single exon. NCBI's taxonomy places the organism in Eukaryota, Fungi, Ascomycota, Eurotiomycetes, Eurotiales, Aspergillaceae. The coding region runs from base 338 to 541 and encodes 67 amino acids.
ACCCUCACCCACCAAGCAAGAUCAUGCAAGGUCGGAUGUCUACCAUUCCUCAAGUCCAUUUGCCAUCCAGCUUCAACCUUUUGCUCCCCCGAGCUCAAUCUGGCGGUGUAACAUCAACAUCUGUCUGGUCGAUGUCUAGAGAAGGAUGGGGUUGUGCAAGGGUGGCUGAAAGGGCAAUUUGAAUGUGAUUGUUGCUGUAUUGGAUCUGAUAGAGUUGGGAUUAUCUCCAGUAAGAUUUGGGAUAUCCGAUCAAUGCUGCAAUCGACCCUAGGAAGGGGAAGAAAAGAAAAAAAGGAAUGAAAUAAAGGUCGUAGUAAAGAAAAAGAAAAGAAAAACAAUGAGAGUAAAUCGUAAGGGGCAAGAAAAAAAAAAGGAAAAAAAAAAAACAGAAAAAAGGUCCCAGUCUUGUUUUGUCCACUGUUCCUUUUCCCUCUUCCUCUUCUUCAUCCUCCUCUUCCACCUCCACUGCAGUCAGUCCAUCAUGCAUGACAUAUCAGGCUACUCCUCGAUCCCUCUCGAUUCCAGAUUCCAGCGGAAUUGACACAUCCCA